Messenger RNA from Dictyostelium discoideum AX4, 1098 nucleotides. RefSeq names its product mitochondrial substrate carrier family protein (gene rimA). Gene Ontology annotation, biological process: transmembrane transport; nucleotide transport. Bases 1 to 1098 code for a protein of 365 amino acids. Gene Ontology annotation, molecular function: pyrimidine nucleotide transmembrane transporter activity. The record is from RefSeq and is a predicted model, not a curated record. Gene Ontology annotation, cellular component: mitochondrial inner membrane; membrane. Lineage: Eukaryota; Evosea; Eumycetozoa; Dictyosteliales; Dictyosteliaceae. The transcript has a single exon.
AUGUUUCCCACUUUUAUAAAUUAUACAACUUUAUCAGUUCCAAAUUCAAUUCAAAUACCCAAUAAUUUAAAUAAUAUAAAUAAUAUAAUAAAUAUACAAAAUAAUAAUAAUAAUAUCAAUAAUAAUAAUAAUAAUAAUAAUAGAAAAAAAAGAUCAAAGAAUGCAUUAUUACAUUUUAUAGCAGGUGGUAUUGGUGGAGCAGCAGGAGUUAUAUGCACAUCACCAUUAGAAGUUAUAAAAACUCAAUUACAAGCAAAGAAUUCCAAUUUAUUAGUUAAAGAUAAACCAAGAUUUGUGCCAACUACAGCAUAUUCAUUAUAUCAUUUAGUGAAAAGAGAUGGUAAGAGUGGACUUUGGAAAGGGUUGGGGGCCCAUUUAUUAGGUGUUGCACCAGCGAGAGCGAUUCAUUUCAGUAGUUAUAGUUUUACCAAAUCAAUAAUGAAUAAACUUGGAUACACUGAUGGACCAAUACUUUGGAUUACAAGUGCCGUUAGUUCGGGUGCAGCAGUUGCAAUUACAACUUCACCCAUUUGGUUAAUUAAAACACGUAUGCAAUUACAAACCUCAUUAAAGAAUUUCAAUGAGGGUACUCAAUAUCGUGGUAUGUUCCAUUGUUGUCUAUCGAUUCUCAGAGAAGAGGGACCAUUGGGUUUCUACAAGGGAUUGGGUGCAUCAUUGAUUUCAGUCUCAGAGAGUGCUUUCCAAUUCGUACUCUAUGAAGGCUUUAAGAAUCGUAUCAUCACUGAAAAACGUUUAAAAGGUUACGAAAAUCCAAAUGAAUUAUCAACAAGUGAAUAUUUAAUAUCUGCUGGUAUUGCUAAAUUAAUUGCUGCAAUCACAACCUAUCCUCAUGAAGUAGUUAGAACUCGUUUACGUGAACAAACUAAACCAGGUGUAAAAUCAAAAUAUACUGGUGUCAUUCAAGGUUUAACUUUAAUCGCAAGAGAAGAAGGUAUAAGAGGUUUAUUUGGUGGUGCUGGUCCACAUAUCAUUCGUGUAGUUCCAAAUUCUUGUAUCAUGUUUUUAACUUAUGAAUUGGUUUUGGAUAUAGCUCAUGGUGUAUCUUUAUUAUUUGAUACAAAUCAUUAUCGUCAAUAA